GGAAAGGAUAUGACGCAGUCCGACAGUCCGAGCGAGAAAGGAAGAAUAAUUUUUUAUUUUAUAUCGCCACAGCAGAAAAUCGUACAAACAUACACAUACACCCGCGCGCCAUGGCAACAGCACCACGAGUAUACCAGUUUCCACAAUUGUUCAGACGGCUCAGCAAUCAAAAACAACAAUUCACAAAACACUUUAUCGAUUUACGGGAAUCCAAAUCGUACCGUCUAGAGAAUCAAACGGCUUUGGUCCCCGGUUUAAAAAUGUUGCGCGAACUGCGCGAUGAUGGAUUCAAAAUGCGAUCGCUCGUAAUAACAGCAGAAAAAGAGCCGCAUGACGAAUCGGCAAUUAAGCAUCCAGCCAUCGACGUGCUGAAGAAUCCUGAUGCGUUCCCAGCAAAACGCUACUUUGUAUGUGAUGUGGAUCUCACUCGGCGCAUUCUCGGUACGGCGUCGCGACCCGGUCGUCACGAGAUCUUUGCAGAGUUGGAAUUAAAACCACAGAGAGUGCCGGACAGUGCCGAUCGGCUGUUGGUGUUCGAUCACGUCAAUGAUCCUGGCAACCUGGGAAAUCUAGUACGAACGGGCAUGGCGCUCGGCUGGGACGCAGGGCUGAUCACAACAGGCACGUGUGAUAUGUAUAAUGACAAGACGAUUCGGGCAUCGCGCGGAUUAACGCUCAAGUGGCCUCACAAGCUUGUGCCGGUACCUGAUCUUGUUGAGUAUUUGCGAUCGCGCAACAUGACACCCGUCGUAGCAGAUAUGAUGCCUUCUACGUCGUCUCAAACAGGAAGCAGCAGAGCAGACGAUGUGUGGACGCCUCCAGGCUCGAAUAUCUGUUUUUGGAACUUUCAAGGCAAGACACAGACUUUACCACAACGGCCAGCCCUGAUCCUCAGCUCAGAGCAUCGCGGUGUCAAAGGGCUGGAUGACGAGCUACGAGUAUCGGUGCCGAUGGCUCGAGGGAUAGAGUCGCUCAAUGUCAGCUCAGCUGGCAGCAUGCUGAUGCAUGAACUAGACCGAUUGCUGCUACCUUCCAAGAAAGGACAGCAGUAGCGCACAAGCAUCACCAUUCUGAUAAUAACAAUAAAAGUAUACUUGCUCACGUAAUAUGUACCAAGGGUGUACGGGUCAAUGUUGG
Messenger RNA from Zychaea mexicana, 1137 nucleotides. RefSeq names its product Alpha/beta knot methyltransferase. The coding region runs from base 111 to 1052 and encodes 313 amino acids. Gene Ontology annotation, biological process: RNA processing. Gene Ontology annotation, molecular function: RNA binding; RNA methyltransferase activity. Lineage: Eukaryota; Fungi; Mucoromycota; Mucoromycetes; Mucorales; Lichtheimiaceae. The transcript has a single exon. The record is from RefSeq and is a predicted model, not a curated record.